AUGCAUCCUGCCAUAAAACCCAGAAACGUUGCCGUCAUCACGGGUGCAGGCUAUGGCGGGAUUGGCUAUGCGAUGGGUGCCAAGCUCGCCGCGCAGCAGAUGAGAGUCGCCCUCCUCGACAUCUCCCAGGAGCACCUCGACACGGCGCACAAGGAUCUCACAGAGCAGCAUCACAUCAGCGCAGAGGACGUCCUGACGGUCCAGACUGAUGUGACCAGUCUGUCCUCGCUCGAGGCAGCCAGGAGCGAGGUUCUGCAACAGUUCAAACAGAUCGAUCUGCUCCAUCUCAAUGCCGGCACGCACUGUCCCACCAAAGCAUGGGAAGGACUCGACAACUGGAGAAAGACGCUCGAUGUCAAUCUGAUGGGCGUCGUCCAAGGCGCUCAGGUCUUUGUGCCCGAGCUUUUGAAGAGUCGUUCGCCCGGCGCUGUCGUCGUCACGGGAUCAAAGCAAGGCAUCACUUGUCCGCCCGGCAACCCGGCUUACAAUGUCUCCAAGGCUGCCGUCAAGGCAUUCGCCGAGCAGCUGAGUUACGAACUCAGACAGGAAACCCAAGAUCGCGUCUCUGCACACCUGCUCGUGCCCGGAUGGGUGCACAGCAAGCUGACGAUGCAAGGUGAUGUUUCGCAAGCCGUCAAACCGGGUCAAUGGACUCCCGAUCAGACUGUCGAUGUCUUGCUCGCCCGCAUGGCGUCUAACGAUUUUUACAUCAUCGUCGAGGACGGCGACACAAAGUGGCGAACUGACAGAGCCCGCAUCGAGUGGACCAUGGGCGACAUGACCGAGAACAGACCGGCGCUCUCUCGCUGGCACGAUGACCACAAGCAAGCGUUUGAACAACACAUGUCUUCACGUACACCCAAAUGA
Molecule: messenger RNA, 867 nt
Organism: Mixia osmundae IAM 14324
Lineage: Eukaryota; Fungi; Basidiomycota; Mixiomycetes; Mixiales; Mixiaceae
Exons: 1
Coding region: 1-867 (288 amino acids)
Cellular component (GO): intracellular anatomical structure
Molecular function (GO): oxidoreductase activity, acting on NAD(P)H, oxygen as acceptor
Source: RefSeq, a predicted model, not a curated record